ACAUUACAAAACAGAACAGAACUUUGCUCCCAAACAAAUAUGUAAGAAAAAGAUAAUGCACCUCUCAGAGAUAAACAUAAUACAAGGAAGACAGUAAUGAGAAAUGGAGGCCCAUUAGUCCCUUUAUAAUGCAGUUUUGAGAAGUCUCUGUUUGUAUAUCAGAUCAAAAUUGAAUAGUACAUUACAGAGAGACACAAGCUAAAAAAGAAAACAAACAAAAAGGAGCAAGCUUUGGCAAGAAAUGAGAGCUCUUUAUUCUCUUUCUGCUCUUCUUUUCUUAUUGUUUCUUAUUCAAAGCGUUAAUGGAGAGAACCCUUAUAGAUUCUUCACGUGGAAAGUCACUUAUGGUGACAUUUACCCUCUGGGUGUUAAGCAACAGGGAAUCUUGAUUAAUGGGCAGUUUCCAGGGCCACAAAUUGAUGUUGUUACAAAUGAUAAUCUCAUUAUCAAUGUUUUUAAUUACUUAAGAGAGCCAUUCCUCAUCUCUUGGAAUGGCAUACAACAGAGAAGGAACUCAUGGCAGGAUGGAGUCUAUGGUACCAACUGUCCGAUUUUACCAGGAAGAAACUUCACUUACAUUCUCCAAGUUAAGGACCAAAUUGGUAGCUAUUUCUACUUUCCCUCACUUGGAAUGCACAAGGCUGCUGGUGGUUUUGGUGGCAUCAGAGUAUGGAGCCGUCCUCGGAUUCCUGUACCUUUCCCUCCUCCCUCUGGAGAUUUCACUGUACUAGCUGGGGACUGGUACAAGAGAAAUCACUAUCAAUUGAGACGAAUCUUGGAUGCUGGUCAUGAUCUUCCAUUCCCUGACGGGCUUCUCAUCAAUGGUCGCGGAUGGAAUGGAUACACGUUCACAGUUGAUCCAGUCAAGACAUAUAGGUUCAGAAUAUCAAAUGUGGGCCUUUCAACAUCUAUUAACUUCAGAAUUCAAGGACACAAGAUGAAACUAGUGGAGGUAGAAGGAUCGCAUACACUACAAAAUACCUACUCUGCCCUCGACAUACAUCUUGGUCAGUCCUAUUCUGUCCUGGUCACAGCUGAUCAGCCAGCAAAAGAUUACUACAUUGUUGUUUCUACACGCUUCACUGCUCGUGUACUCACAACAACAGCCAUUCUUCACUAUAGCAAUUCGCGUGAUGGAGUUUCUGGUCCGAUUCCAGGUGGACCAACUACUCAGAUUGAUUGGUCCCUCAACCAGGCCAGAUCAUUACGUUGGAAUCUGACAGCAAGUGGGCCUAGGCCGAACCCACAAGGCUCUUACCACUAUGGAUUGAUCAAAACCAGCCGCACAAUCACUCUUGCAAACUCUGCUCCUCUUAUUAAUCGCAAACAGAGGUUUGCUGUCAACAGUGUCUCUUUUAUUCCUCCAGACACCCCAUUAAAACUUGCAGAUUACUUCAAGAUUCCAGGAGUUUUCAACCUUGGAAGCAUCCCAAGCUACCCGACAUGGGGAAAUGCCUACCUCCAAACCUCAGUGAUGUCUGCUAAUUUCAGGGAAUUCAUUGAGAUUAUUUUCCAAAAUUGGGAGGACUCUGUUCAGUCAUGGCACAUUGAUGGUCAUUCCUUCUUUGUUGUGGGAAUGGAUGGAGGGCAGUGGACAACUGCAAGUAGGGCACGCUAUAAUUUGAGAGAUGCCGUUGCCCGUUGCACCACUCAGGUAUAUCCCAAGUCAUGGACUGCAGUUUACAUGGCGCUGGAUAAUGUGGGAAUGUGGAACAUACGGUCCGAGAACUGGGCUAGGCAAUAUUUGGGGCAGCAGUUGUAUCUCAGGGUUUACUCUCCUGCAAAUUCUUGGAGAGACGAGUUACCAAUCCCGAGGAAUGCUCUUCUCUGCGGUCGGGCCAGAGGCCGUCACACUAGGCCUCUGUGAAUUAGCUUAGAAUAGAUCAUCAUAUUUUUUGUCACGAGCGGGUGACAUGGUUGCUUGAGGAUAAAAGGAGCCACUGUUCCUUUUUCCUUGCGGAAAAUUGUUGUAAUGCAUAAGCUCAACUUGAGCUUUGAGCUGUUUUUCCAUCUGUUAAUUGUUCUUUCUUUGUGUUACCUUAUUCAUUCUCGUCAGUUGGUUACUUGUUGUUUUGCAUUCA
Molecule: messenger RNA, 2081 nt
Organism: Ricinus communis (castor bean)
Lineage: Eukaryota; Viridiplantae; Streptophyta; Magnoliopsida; Malpighiales; Euphorbiaceae
Product: L-ascorbate oxidase homolog
Exons: 8
Coding region: 242-1867 (541 amino acids)
Molecular function (GO): oxidoreductase activity; copper ion binding
Source: RefSeq, a predicted model, not a curated record